CUGUUCGCGCUGCAGAUGGUACAAACCUGCUCUUCAAGAGGGAUUUUCCUUCAAAAUCACUCUAAACUGUAUUUUUCCCCCUCUAGUAUCUGCCUGUCUACUUCUGUCUGCAACAAACCCUUUCCCUGUCAACCCUUGUUCUGGUUUCCAACCCAGGAGUGUGCAGAUAAGCAGUCUCAGAUUGAAAGGUCCCUGCGUGAGAGAAAAGCUGUAGAGAAGGAACUGGAGAAGGUGUACAAAGAGGGCAGGGCAGAGCUAGAGUUGGGGUGGAUUGAUGCCCUUCAUCAGAGGUGUCUGAAUGCAGAGAGACUGAAGUUUGACCUCAGCCUAACGCUGCAGAGCACCCAGAACAAAAUGAUGACAAUGGAGAUGGAGUACAGCGAGGAGCUGUCUCGGUGCCAGAAGGAGGUGCCGCAGCUUUGGCAUGCUCUGGCUGCGGCGCGGGAUGAGUGCGUCGGCGUCAGCGACGAGCGGCUGCAGCUGGAAAAUGUGCAGCUACGCAAAGAGAUGGACGAGCUCCGCAAAGUUACGAUGCUCAUCCAAAACAAAGCCAAGCAGACGGUGUCACUGAUGGAGCAAGAAUACAGCCUGAAGGAGGUGGGGCUGAACACGCGGCUGAGCGAGCUGGAGGGGAGCAGCCGCAGCCGCAUCUCCAGCGCCGAUCGCCUCCUCGCCGCUCAGCAGAAAAGCACUCAGCAUUGGAAGGAUGAGUUCACGAACCUCCUUCAGACCUUUGAAACUAAAACCGCAGGCCUUAGGUAAGAAUCUCUACACUUU
Nothobranchius furzeri (turquoise killifish) is the source of this 777-nucleotide messenger RNA. Lineage: Eukaryota; Metazoa; Chordata; Actinopteri; Cyprinodontiformes; Nothobranchiidae. The record is from RefSeq and is a predicted model, not a curated record.